ACCAGGUUGUCACAUGAAUCGAAAUGAGUCAUCUUUAGGAAAACUUUAUUUUUAAACCUUUAAAAUCAGUCAUGCCUUACGUAGCGAGUAACAAUCUAGGCUACUAUUCUAUAGUGUACGCUUUGAGCCUUUUUAUCCUGAUUUGUGUUGGGUUGUAUUACAAUCUUUCUGGCCUCGGAACAAGAUUUGAUAUAGGAUGGUUUUUGGAGGAGACAUCUCCUUUCAUGUGGGCUUCUCUUGGAAUAGGACUGGCUAUUUCUCUGUCUGUGGUUGGUGCUGCUUGGGGCAUUCUGAUCACAGGUUCGAGUAUUUGUGGAGGAGGUGUUAAAGCACCAAGAAUCAAAACCAAAAACCUGAUCAGUAUUAUCUUCUGUGAAGCCGUUGCGAUUUAUGGAAUCAUCAUGUCCAUUGUUAUGUCAAACUACAUUUCGGCUGUACAUGAUUUCAAAACGCCAGAAGCAAUACAACAAUAUCAUACCACAGGAUUUCUGGUUUUUGCUGCUGGUUUGACAGUUGGAUUUUCAAAUCUCUUCUGUGGUAUUUGUGUGGGGAUUGUUGGAAGUGGGGCCGCUCUUGCCGAUGCUCAGAAUUCAUCUCUCUUUGUCAAGGUUUUGAUAGUGGAGAUCUUUGGAAGUGCUAUUGGGCUAUUUGGGGUCAUCAUUGCUAUUAUACAGACCAGUAAAGCAACGCCAAUGGGGUCUAUCAAGGAUCAUAUCUAACAAUAGCAUUUGUCAGUUAACAAUGAUGAUAUUAAUUUUGGUUGGGUGUGUGACUCUUCAAAAUAGGUUACUUUCCUGACACAUACCUCUGUUGUGAAAAAAUAUUUUUUUUAAAUUUCAUAAUAGUAUUACAUUAUAAUUUUUCCUGAUAAUAUGGACAACUAUGUUGUUAUGCCUCUUCUUAGUUCAAUUUUACUCCUUCCCUGAUAAUAAUGAUGUAUUAUUCCCAUAGUAUAAUUGUAAUCCUUUGAUCUGUUCACAUUCGAUGAACCACUAGUUCAAAUUUUGGUGGAUUGAUAGGGUAUGACAUAAAUGUUUGUGUAAUUUGUGCCUGUGUACAGAAAAAUUGAAUUAAACCAAAGAAAAAUGAGACAGUUUUUAAGGGUAACAUUUUACCACAACUAAUUGCUCAUAGUGCAUUUGUGAUUGAAUGUGAUCUGGAAUUCUUGAUGAAGUAAUCAAAAUUCUUGACAUCACCUGAGAGGGUAGUGGAGUGUCAAUUAGGCAUGGAAUAUCUGUGGUAUGUGCGGAACAUUUCUAUCAUAACAAUAUUUUAAUUACGUCUGCGGUAAUAAUUGAGAUGACAGUCUAGUUAGUGUUAGUCGACUAACUAAGAUAAACUGAUACCACAAAAUCUCACUUAUUAAUUUCUUGUUGUAAACAUUGGCUUGAAAGAAUGUAACUCAUUAGUACAUGAAGAAAAAAUAAAUCUAAUGCUAAAUUUAAAAAUGUUCAAUUAUGUUAGACAUGGUGCAGGCCUUAACAUGUUGGGCCAUUGUCAAUGCAUGGGGAGUUCUCAGUUGAACAUCUGAUUAUAAAUUCUCCCUUUUA
Molecule: messenger RNA, 1550 nt
Organism: Pocillopora verrucosa
Lineage: Eukaryota; Metazoa; Cnidaria; Anthozoa; Scleractinia; Pocilloporidae
Product: V-type proton ATPase 21 kDa proteolipid subunit c''
Biological process (GO): proton transmembrane transport
Cellular component (GO): membrane; proton-transporting V-type ATPase, V0 domain
Molecular function (GO): proton-transporting ATPase activity, rotational mechanism
Source: RefSeq, a predicted model, not a curated record